This is a messenger RNA of Spodoptera exigua (beet armyworm), 1771 nucleotides long. Lineage: Eukaryota; Metazoa; Arthropoda; Insecta; Lepidoptera; Noctuidae. The record is from the annotation of a GenBank genome assembly.
CUGGUAUGACGAUAGUGAUAUCAGUAUAAAAUUGAAGUAUUUAUACACAUUUGAACCGUAAUAGUAAUUAAUUAAGGAACAGGUAAAGAUGUGGAAGUACUUGGUACUCUUGGUAUACGUGUCAGUGAGUUCAGUGAUCGCCGAAGAGGAAUGGUUGCUCGUGAACAUCACUCAAGGACCAGUCCGCGGCCGCCUCGAAGAUGGCGUAUAUUCUUUCUAUAAUAUUCCUUACGCCUCUGUGCCUACAGGAACUGAUCGAUUCAAGGCCCCCCUUCCCCCGCCAGUUUGGCUGACCCCGUUCAAUGCAGUCGAUCGCAAAAUCGUAUGUCCACAAAAUUGGAGGGAUUCAAAGGAAGUGAAUAUCCACGAGAACUGCUUGGUGGCCAACGUAUUUGUCCCUGACACGGAGGAGACUAACCUGCCCGUACUGGUCAACGUCCAUGGUGGAGGCUUCAUACUUGGUUACGGUCAACAAUCAGAGUUUAAGGACAUAGUAAGGAGCAGAAAAAUGAUUGUACUCACUUUUAACUACAGAUUAGGUGUUCAUGGUUUUCUAUGCCUUGGAACUGAAGGUGCUCCUGGUAACGCGGGUUUGAAAGAUCAGCUAGCAUUUCUUCGUUGGGUUCAAUCCAAUAUUGCUAGCUUUGGAGGUAACCCCGAUGAUGUAACACUUGCAGGUUGCAGUGCAGGAUCUGGUUCCAUAGACUUUUUAACACUUUCCAGUCUCACUAAAGGAUUGUAUACGAAAACUAUACAAGAAAGUGGUGUCAGCAUAGCAGGUGUUGGAGCUCAAGUCGAUCCUAUUGAGUAUGCUAAAAGUUAUGCCCGAUUCCUGAACUUCCACAACGUUGAUGAUUUGAAUAGCUUGGAAGAAUUCUACAGGACGGCUCCCCUUGAACUACUAGUUUCAGGUGUGGAUGAAAUGAUAAAUACCAAGAAUGUCAAUAUUCUAUUCGGUCCGUGCGUGGAACGUGACAUUGGGCAAGAGCGUGUUGUUACUGAUGCUCCAAUGAAUAUCAUUAAACAAGGCAACUACACUCAAGUACCUAGGAUUUAUGGGUUCACUAACAUGGAUGGAGCUUUCAGACUCCCAGAAUUUGAUACUUGGAAGAAUGAUAUGAAUGAGAGAUUCUCAGAUUUCUUACCAGCUGAAUUAUAUUUUGAGACUGAAGAUAUCAAAGAACAGGUUGCUCAAGAAAUCAAACAGUUUUAUUUUGGCAGCAACCCGGUUAGUGAACAAAACAUUUUGGCAUACAUCGCUUAUUUUACUGAUGUCCUAUUUGCUGUUCCAACAUUAAGAUCUAUAUCAACACGAAUAGAAACUCUUGGUGACACGAUAUAUUUAUUUGAGUACUCGUUUGUGGAUGAACAAACUCCUAAUUUUCCUCAUACUGACGUACGUGGUGCCAAUCAUUGCUUCCAAGAAGUGGCAGUCACAGACGAAGAUGUGACUGAUAGAACUGAUGAGUACAAACAAAUGAAAGAAAUUAUGAGAGAUUACUGGACGAAUUUUAUGUUGACUGGUUCACCGUCAAACACCAACUCACCACUGCCGUACUGGCCACCAACGAAUUCGCAACGGACUCCUCACAUGUCUUUGGGUCGCCAUAUUGAACUUGGGACCGAUAUUAUAAAGGACAGAGUAGAGUUUUGGGAUACAAUUUACGAUAAAUAUUAUCGUGGACCAGCGAUUUUCCCUUCAAACUCUUAAACAGAUCUCCUUUGGAAUAUUAUUUGUUUCAAGUAUACUUAUAAUUAUAACCCAUGUAAG